CGACAAAUUACUCGCGACAGAUUCAGACGCAGUGAAUCAGCAACAAAAACCGGGUACAGCAAGCGUCUUCAAUUUUUUUCUCCUGUACUCGAUAACAACCCAGUGAUCGUUCCUUCGUUCCACUCGUUUGACUGAAUACACACAGCAGUCGUCGCGAUGGCGACCUCAAAUGACCCAGUCGAUUUCGACAUCCUCGAGGCCCAGAAGGAGAACGUCCAGUCCUUACCUGGAGGCCGAUCGGCAAGAGAGCUUGCUCGCAUCUUUUCAGCAGGCAAAGAAGGAGACAAAUAUGUUGCACCUUCUCCAAACGACACAAGGACUCUGAACGACGCCAUCAGGGAGGAAUACGAAGCCGAACUACAGCUCGUUGGAGAAUCAGACGACCCUCUUGAUGUUUACGACCGAUAUGUUAAGUGGAUGUUAAACGCCUAUCCGUCCGCCCAGGCAACUGCCGAGUCCGGACUUCUCCCCCUUCUCGAAAAGGCGACCAAAGCCUUUCUCUCGUCACCACAUUACAAAAACGAUCCUCGAUACCUGCGUCUGUGGCUUCAUUAUAUCAGGCUGUUUUCCGAUGCGCCGCGUGAAACAUUCGCCUUUUUAGCGCGCCACCACAUUGGCGAGAGUCUCGCGCUCUUUUACGAAGAAUUUGCGGCGUGGUUGGAAAGCGCUGGAAGGUGGUCUCAGGCAGAGGAGGUAUAUAUGCUUGGUCUCCAGCGUGAAGCUCGCCCUGUCGAGCGACUGCAUCGGAAGUUUAACGAGUUUCAACAACGCUAUGAGCAACGAACACAAGACACCGGACCCUCGUCGCCUGCAUUACCAGCGGUUCGUCCAGCGCUGGCCGCGAAAGUCAACCCGUUUUCUGCAGCUGCCGAAAGUCCAUCAUCGGAGCCGCAAGCACAGCCUGAUAGGCCUACUCUUGGAGGCGGCUCGAAGACAAAAUCUGGAAAGCCAAAGAUGGCGAUCUUUUCCGAUGCAGACGCAGCGUCAGUCGAACAGCCUGCUCUGGGUGCGAAGACAACAGGGUGGGAAGGUAUCGGCUCGCUUUCGGACCGAAGGAAGGAAAAUAAAGUCGAGGCAAGGCCUUGGACAGGGGAGACAUUGAAGGCUGGCAAGAAACCUGCACCAGUGCAGAAAAUGGCGAUUUUCAGGGAUGAGUCACAAUCAAAGCAAUCCCAGAAAGAGGCAAUCCAACCUAAGCAGAUUCCAGAACAUCAUGUAAGGGAAGCUAUAAACCCCCGUUCUGGGCGACGGGAACGGGUCUUUGUCGACCUUGAAGCAGUAUAUCCCGACCGCAGGAACCCAAACCACGAGAUCAGCUUCGAGGAGCUAAGGGCAAUGAACCGAGGCUGGAUGGAUAUGGAUUGGAAGGCAUACAAGCAACCGCUAGAGCAGAUCUCUGGCAACGUCCCGUCGACGAGGCAAGGUACUGGCAAACAUUCGGACAGUAGCUGCGAAAAUGAAAUUCCCAGCCAACUCAUCGAAGGUCUGGUCAUAGAUGACACAAAAGCGCGACAGCACGAACAAAGAUUCGAUCAAAUAGAUGGCAAGUCUGGAAAAGCAAGACGACUGAAAGUGCGCGAGGUCAAGGAAGAGCCCCAGACAAUAAAAAUGAAUUUCGAUUCACCAGCAAAAGCGAAGAUUCGACGCAAGAGCACAGCAGAACCAACAAUGACUAUUCAUACUCGGGCUGCAACUGAUGAGAUUUACAGUAUUUUCAACCAGCCUCUCAAGGCUGAGACUGAAGAAAGAGCAGAUAGUCUUUGCGGCAGUGACUAUGAAGAUGAUGAUUACACUAGUGCUGGGGAGAGUACAUGUACUGGUCAUAUCUCAGCUGCUUCUAGUGACUUUGGUGAGGAUGAGACCAAUACAUCUCACCGAUUCUUUGAGGGGGGUGCCGAUGAAGAUGGUUAUAGUGAUGAGACCCACGCUGAGAGUCUUGCACCUGGUGAAUGGACUGAAUUCACAGCCAGAGAACACAAUCACCAGGAACUUUCUUCUCAUAAUUCUCACCCUUCAUCUCAGGAUCCUCAAGACUUCGAAGACGACACAGCCGCUCUCAACGGUAGAGGCAGGUUCGUACCGGAAAUGCCUGAAGACUACGAUCCUCCCUACGGACCCUAUCGCGACCCAGCAAUCAUGGCCCAGAAUCGACUGCCUUUCAUGACUCCUAUCGUGGAGCGGACUGAAUACUCCAUAUCCAUGACCGCGGCGCGCAACCACAUGUACGAUACUAAAACGCCUUCCAAACCGAUGCAUUUUAUCGACCAGACACCCCCAAAGGUCCCAGCCAUCGGUGACCUUCUUUCCAGCCCUUCCAUCGCAGGCACUCCACAGCAAGAGGAGAGAUUCACAUGCUUUACUGAUGAUGUGUCUCAGAGCCCAAUGGUGAAGAAGAUGCGUGCUAGCCCGCUGUUGAGUCGCUCACCCAAGGUCAAUGUUCAGAAGGAAGUGGUCAUCGAUGACAUGCAGUGCAAUCCUACUACUGCUGCCAUUCGAGAGGCCAUUCUUCUGUCGCUGAACCCACCUUUGUCUACAUACCACGGCUACGUUGAUCACUCCGCGCAGAACUCAGAUUACGCUUCAGAGAUUCGAAAGUUCACGAAGACUCUUGGCAAGCGGUCCAAGAGCGGUGAUAAGACGGCCUUCGAGGCACCUGCGCUAGACAUCUCUGGUGCGGAACGAAACUACAUUAUCAAGCGAGAACUGGGCGCUGGUGCCUACGCUCCCGUUUAUCUCGCAGAAAGUGUAGAGAGCUUGGAGGAAUAUCAGUCUUCGGAACCAGAAAGUGAAGGAUCCCAUACCAACGCGUCACAGCUGCGCGGGCUCGGCCGGGGUGCACUCGAAGCCCUCAAACUCGAGGUCGGUCCGCCCAAUCCCUGGGAAUUCUAUAUGAUCAAAGCGGCCCACGAACGGUUGUUCCAGCAUCCAAAGUUCUCUCGUGCAGCAGAAAGCAUUGUCCGUGUACACGAGAUGCACAUCUUCCAGGGGGAGAGCUUGCUGGUGGAAGACUACCGGGACCAGGGCACACUCCUUGAUCUGAUCAAUGUGAUUCGAAAGGAAAAUCUUGCGACCAACAGCAACGACCCUGGCAUGGAUGAAGUCCUGGCCAUGUUCUUUGCGGUGGAGCUUUUCCGGACUGUUGAAGCGCUUCACGCCUGCGGUAUCCUGCACGGUGAUAUCAAGGCCGAUAACUGUCUCGUUCGAUUUGAUGAGAUAUCCAACAGCCUGGCCAAUCCGUCACACUGCGGGGGAGACGACGAGAAUGCGGACCCGCGCGAAAUCCACUAUUCGCCCGACGGCAAUUUCGGCUGGCGCAACAAAGGCCUGGCCCUGAUCGACUUUGGCCGCGCGAUCGACAUGCACGCCUUCCAGCCCUCGGUCCAGUUCAUCGCCGACUGGGAGCCCGGCCCGCACGAGUGCAACGAAAUCCGGGAGAUGCGGCCCUGGACACACCAGAUCGACCUGUACGGCAUGGCAGGCACCAUCCACGUGAUGCUCUUUGGCAAGUACAUCGAGUCGACGACGGCCGCGCGCGGCAACGAGCACAGCAACAGUCCCAACCCUCGCGCCACCGUUGCCGCCGCCGUUGCCGCCGGACACAAGACAUACCGUAUCCGUGAGUCCCUGAAGCGCUACUGGGAUCGUGAGCUGUGGAACGACGUGUUCGAUCUCCUCCUCAAUCCACUGUCGGACCGCUGGACGGAGCUGGCGGAUCGGUCCGGUCCGGUCACCACGGUUCCGGAAGGAAAGGAAAAUACGCGCAGCGUACGUGCGGCGUUCCCCGUCCUCGCGGCCAUGAAGCACGUGCGCCAGAAGAUGGAGACGUGGCUCCUCGCCAACGCGGAGAAGAAGGGCCUCGCCCUCCAGAUCCGCAAGUUGGAGGCGGUGUUUGCAGAGCGGAAGAGAAAGACGGAGAGACGUUGAAUCUUUCGGUCUACUUCUUUCCUUUCCCCCCCUUGUUUUUUCUGAUGUUUUUGCCUUUUCUUUCAUUUUUCUUUUCUUUGUGCCCUUGAACGUGAAAUUCUGGAACAACCUCCUCUUUUAUACCCCCUUGAAGCAAUGGGCGUUUCGGUCAAUCUGGUCAUCAUCUUCUUGUACUCCAGAGAGCAAUGAGCUAGUUAAUUAGUCCCGCAGUCAAAUACUUUUGCUUGCCUUGUA
This is a messenger RNA of Penicilliopsis zonata CBS 506.65, 4158 nucleotides long. RefSeq lists its product as hypothetical. NCBI's taxonomy places the organism in Eukaryota, Fungi, Ascomycota, Eurotiomycetes, Eurotiales, Aspergillaceae. Gene Ontology annotation, biological process: mitotic spindle assembly checkpoint signaling; protein phosphorylation; meiotic sister chromatid cohesion, centromeric. Gene Ontology annotation, molecular function: protein kinase activity; ATP binding. The transcript has 3 exons. The record is from RefSeq and is a predicted model, not a curated record. Bases 157 to 3924 code for a protein of 1255 amino acids.